UCUUACUUUCUUUCCUUUUUACUUUAGUUCCUUUUUCUUUCGCUUAUUGAACACUUUUUCUUUCAAGUUACUGGACUUUCCCUUUUGACUUUAUUGACGUACAAACUUUUUGUCCUUAAUGUAUUCGUCAUCGCCACAAUCGUGUCAAUAUUAUAGCAACACUAGCGACAACAAUAAUACCAAUGUCAAACACGAACAUCACGGAAAAUACAAUAGCGAUAAUAACAAUGUUGUGAAUUCAGAUACUGGAUCUACUCCAUCUUGGCACCAAUAUGAUAAUGACUAUAGUCUUGGUUCACCUACUCCUUCAACCUCACCUUCUUUUCCUUUACAACACUAUUCUUCCAUGUUGACACCUACCUCUACUCCCUAUGUCUUGUCUCAUUCGACUAGUGCUUUACCUCCUACUCAUCACUUUGAAUCAACACCAAACAACAACAACAACAUUAAUAGUACUGGUUUAGGAACUCCGUUAAAUUCACAUUUACCUUCUUAUGGUUAUGGAUUAUCUCAUCGAGGCUUUUUUCCAAGACCAAAACUUACUACGACUUUAUGGGAAGAUGAAAGGACAAUAUGUUUUCAAGUAGAUGCCAAUGGUAUUUGUGUAGCAAGACGCGAAGACAAUGAUAUGAUUAAUGGAACCAAGUUAUUAAAUGUAGCUGGUAUGUCAAGAGGUAAACGUGAUGGAAUACUCAAGAAUGAAAAAGGUCGUGUUGUGGUUAAAGUAGGAGCUAUGCAUUUAAAAGGUGUUUGGAUCACAUUUGAUCGUGCAAAAAUACUUUCAGCUCAAUUCAAAAUUCAAGAUAUCCUUUAUCCUCUUUUUGUCGACAAUCCUCAAACUUUCUUAUAUAGUCAUCCUAUCACAAGUCCAAUCUCUCGCCUUGGUCCUUUCCGUCCUUAUUUUUCUUCUUCUUGGGAUCGUACAUUGUCUUCUCCAACUACUCCAACUACUCCAACAAAUUCCAAUGCUUCUAGUACUACUACUACUACUACUUCAUCUUUAUUACAACCACAACACGGUCUUGAUUCUUCAGAUACGAAUAUAGCUGCACCUCUAGGUUACCGAACGUCUGGAAGUCUUCCACCUCAUUCUUCUGCUUCUUCAUUUGGUAGUAGUGGCAAUCAUGAUCUUCUACCCAUGGAUUAUCGUUCGGGUGGAUCUACCUCGGAUGGACUAACGGACCAACUCAAUUCUACUUCCUCUACGUCACAUGGUUCAGCUUCUUCCUAUUACAAUGAUUUAUUGGAUACAAACCAUCGUGCAAAUGAUUUGGCUAUUUAUGAUACAUCCAACAACAAUAGUGGUCGUGAACCUAACAAGAUGAUGACAUGCACAAGUUCUUCACCGAGACCGACUAGUCACUCUUUGUUAGCCAAUAGUGAAUCUUCUAUAUUGUUAGACACGUCAAAACGAUCGAAUUCUGGAUUACAAUCUCCUUCUGCCUUUCAAGCAUUGGACACUACCAACACUACCACGACUUUUCAUCAUCCUCAACCUAUUUAUAUGGAUCCUGCUAACACUUCUUCUUCUUCCAGAGAUCAUUAUCAUCAACAGUUCCAUUUAUCAAGUUCACAUAUCAAUCCCAAUAAUAACAAUAGUAACAGUAUUUUAAAUGACCUAUCAUCACCCAAUAUCACAUCAUCGUCAACAAAUGAACUUGGAACACGACGGGAUAAUUUAGUAAUGAAUCAUCAUUUAAGGAAUGGUACUCAAAGACAUCAUCCCUAUGCCAAUUGUACGACAUCACCACCGCCACUCCCGAAAUUGUCAAGUACACAAGAACAUUCAGGAUCUCUUCAACUCAAGAAACCUUCCAUCUCAAGGCAUCAUCAUCCUCCUCCUCCACUUAAUUUCACAUCAUCAACAAGAAAUUUAGCAAAGGAUACUACAGAAGACAUAUCACUCAAGACAAAUUCGGAUCAUACUACUCGACCUUGGUAAUUGAUAACUAAAUGAUUGAAUAUUUAUGUUAGUACUAGGAUAGUAUAGUAAAAUAGUUUUCCCUC
Halteromyces radiatus is the source of this 2007-nucleotide messenger RNA. RefSeq lists its product as uncharacterized. The record is from RefSeq and is a predicted model, not a curated record. Gene Ontology annotation, biological process: positive regulation of transcription by RNA polymerase II. NCBI's taxonomy places the organism in Eukaryota, Fungi, Mucoromycota, Mucoromycetes, Mucorales, Cunninghamellaceae. The coding region runs from base 119 to 1942 and encodes 607 amino acids. Gene Ontology annotation, cellular component: nucleus. Gene Ontology annotation, molecular function: DNA-binding transcription factor activity; sequence-specific DNA binding. The transcript has 7 exons.